Carassius carassius (crucian carp) is the source of this 2500-nucleotide messenger RNA. Its product is annotated as serine/threonine-protein kinase SBK2-like. Gene Ontology annotation, molecular function: protein serine/threonine kinase activity; ATP binding. The record is from RefSeq and is a predicted model, not a curated record. Gene Ontology annotation, biological process: peptidyl-threonine phosphorylation; peptidyl-serine phosphorylation. The coding region runs from base 455 to 1525 and encodes 356 amino acids. Lineage: Eukaryota; Metazoa; Chordata; Actinopteri; Cypriniformes; Cyprinidae. The transcript is spliced from 4 exons.
ACUCAAUAAAGUGUUGCAGAUGACAAGUGGAACACACUGGGACACUUUACUGACAUACAAGAGGAAAGAGAGUGAGUGAGACGUCUGGGAAGGGGCUGCAUACCUCACUGUUGUAGAACAUGGCUAUCUGGGAUAGAAGCAUGCAGAGGAAUUUUGGAGGGAAAAGGGGAGAGUGAGGGAGAGAAAGAGAGAGAGAGAGAGCAGAGGAAGGUAGCAGGCAUGAGUGAGGUCUGUCGGAUUCACUGAGGAUCAAGACAGAGAGAGAGCACAGAUAUAAAAAUACUCAGUAGCAACUGACACUCACGCACGGUGACAUCUGAUUAACUGCUUGUCGAUCUCAGUUGUAUGUUGAUAACGAGCACCAGACAGUUUUACUCAGAUCUCAGUCCUGUACAGAUGGGAGAGAGAUACUGACUGUUUCCAAGACAUCCUGAAAGAACUGCAGCGUUGGACAAUGACUACUGCUCCUAAAGAACUGGACGAGCUGUGCUACCUCACGGCUCAGUCCAUGACAUCACUGGUGACAUCACAGCACUUCAAGCUCAUCAAAAAGCUGGGAGAAGGUUCGUACGGCAAGGUGAUGCUGGCGGUGCAUCAGAGGAGAGGAACCCCAAUGGCUCUGAAGUUCUUCCCCCGCCGCUCCACCACUCUCCAAGCUUUCCUGCGGGAAUACAAUCUAUCCAUCUCCUAUUGCACACACCCUUCUUUAACACGGGCUCUAGGCAUCUUCUACUCCACUCCUUCUCACUAUGUCUUUGCCCAGGAGGCUGGUCUCUAUGGCGACCUGUAUAAUGUCAUUGUGUCAGAGGAGGGGGUGAGUGAGGAGAAUGCACAGCGUGUGAUGUCUCAGCUGAGUGGUGCUGUGUCUCAUCUCCAUUCUCUUGGCUUUGUGCACCGUGACAUCAAGCCAGAGAACAUCUUCUUGUGUGACCGUGCUUGUCGCUGGGUCAAACUGGGCGACUUUGGCCUGGCGCGAGCACAGGGGACCGAGGUCCGUGCUGUGUGGUACAACUCCCCUUUCUGUGUGCCCGAGGUGGAGGGAGCCAAGACAGUAAGCGAUGCAGAGGAAGCGGAGGACAUCUGGAUGUCCGUGGAGCCCAGUUUGGAUACUUGGGCUUUGGGGAUCCUCAUAUACUGCCUGCUGACGAGCUGCUUCCCCUGGGAGGAGAGCACUUCUGAUGACCCUUCCUACUGUAAGUACAGAGACUGGUUCAACCGAAUCAAGCAGAGAGAGGAGACACAAGACACUGAGAUGGAGGGGAGUGAAGCUGAAAUUGAAGUGCCCCCACAGUUUGACUCUUUAAGCUUAUUUGUCCUCACCUUGCUGAGAAAGCUGCUGAACCCGCUGCCCCGGCUUCGUCCGGGGCCUGAUGAGAUCCUGUCUUACCUCGGGGGACCUUGGUUACUGAAGACAGAGAAAGAGGAGAUGAGGAGAGAGAAGGAGGCACAAGAGGAGGCCAAGAAGAUACAUGAGAGAGGAAGGGUGGAAGGGGAAAAAGAGAUAUUGGGACGGAGGGAGAGAUAAAGUUCAUGCAAGACAGCAAUAUUACAAACAGAUGUACUAUACUUUCAAGAUUUUAUAUAGCGUUUAUAUUUUGGAAUAUUAGUCUUUUAUAUCAAUACAUAUUUUUUAUUAUAAAACUGGAGAAACUUGGACAUUUGGACAGUGGCCCCAAAAAAUAAUUUGGGCAAUUGUAGAAGUAUUAAUGUCAUUGCAUUAAAAAAUAGAUAUAUAAUUAUUAUAAAUUUGUUUUUUUUUUAUAUGAGUUAGUCACAUAUAAAUAUAUUUUAAUAUAUUUAAUAUAUUAAGUUAGAUAUUUUAAAAUUAUAUUUUAAAUUAUAUAAAUGCAGUACCAUCCAAAAGUUAGGGGUUGCUUUUUAAAAAAGUUUUUCGAAGAAGUUUAUGCUCACAAAGGCUGCAUUUAUUUGAUCAAAAACAGUAAUAUUUUAACAUGUAACAUUAUAACAGUUUAAAAUAACUAUUUUCUAUUUUAAUAAAAAAAAAUUUUUUUUAGCAAUCUUCAGCGUCACAUGAUCCUUCAGGAAUCAUUCAAAUAUGCUGAUUUGGUGCUCAAACAUUAUUAUUUUAUGAUCGAUGUUGAAAACAGUUGCUGCUUGUGGAAACAAUGUAUUUUUCAGGACUCUGAUGUCUGAUUUGUAUUUUUUCUUUCUUUCUGGAUUAUUAGUGUCUGGACACGGUGAAGUAGACUCUUUUUUCAUUCAAGAAUGGCUUAGUGUUCAGAUACUUUGGCCACAAUAAUUCAGUGUUUCUCAUAUUGAGCUGAUAACACUAAAACCAACAAUACUGCAAUUACCAACAGACUUCUCAGGUGUAAUGUUUAAGUAUUCACUCAACAUGUAGAGAGGAAAAUUGGUAGAUGUAGAUUAAUACUGCUCAACAGAUGUGGGUGGAAUACAUAAACACUGUUUCUACCUCAAACCAGUUGUUUUAAUGUACAUGGCAAUACAUGUUUGAAUAAACUUGUUUUGGUGACUCGUU